GCGUGCGUGGUGGGGACCAGGAGCAGCAGCAGUGGAUGGAGGAGGAGUAGGAGGAGUAGGCAGAGGAGGAGGAGGAAGAGGAGUAGGAGGAGGAGGAGGAGGAGGAGGAGCUGGUGGGACGAACAGGUUGUGAGGAGCGUCAGUGUGGGCUGGCGACGGGCCGUGUGUGGUGGUGACGGUGGUGGCGGCGGCAAGCUCGUGCUGUCUAUGCUUGUUACGACUCUCUCUUCCCCUCCCUUGCGCUCUUCUCCUCUCUUACUCUCUUCGCUCUCUUCCUGCCAGUCCUCUCGGCGUCUGGGCCACCUAAUGCUGAACUCAACACGGAACAGCUGACUCAGAGCAACAUGUAAAUCACCAAUCACUCCCUCAGCAGAUUGAUACUCGUGAUUCAUGUACUAAUAAAAAUUAAAUGAUACAAGGAUAACACUUCGAUAGCUAAACAACUAGUAGAGCCAAAGAGCAGGACUGUAGCAGCUAUCGAGGCCCGUGACAAGAAGGAAGGGCGGAAGGAGCAGCUGCCGGGAUCCAGACACACACACACCGUCGGGAAGCGCUUCACAGCAACAGGUCCUCGUCCUCCUCCUCCCCUACGCCUCCCGCAGCCAGUGGUCGAGACGCGACGCUGGGGACAAAGACACUCUUCACAACCUUGACGAGUGUGCCGCGCGUCUGUCCCACUACCAUCCCAUCUGGCGUUAAUUAUAUUGAGGCGGCGAGAGACAGCAAGACACAAGUUCUUACAGAUGCAGCUGAGCACCAAUGUGAUGGAGACGUGGAAGCUGACUAAGCUGUGAAGAACUGAGGGAGCGAAAAGAGUGUGCCUGAGAGGGCCGCACACCAUGUCAACCCCACACAGCAUACCCAGCCCUGCACACGCCACAGAACACGCAUGCCGUGACCCUGACUCCAGCCACAACAAGCAGUAAGAGGGUUCAAAUCGCCGUUCGAGUUGCCGCAAAGCCUCCGUGGCUCCUCUAAGGCAAGAUGUAUGGAAUGGUGGGCGGCGGGGGCGGGGCGUCGGGGACUGGCAGCAACAAGUCUAAUUCCCGACGCAACACGCAAUACCGCUCCUCUGCCAACGCUGCCGCCGGCGCCUCCUCUGGGGGAGUGAGCCGCCCUUCCAGGUCCCUUUACCGACGACUCCUUACCUUCAUUAAGCAGGCGUGGACAGGAGUCAAAUUUGGCUCAGACACGGAGCUGGACAUCAUCGAGCAAGAGCCACGAUAUCGCCCCGAGGACAUCAACGCCCUCUGCCGCACCACGCACUUCACGCGGGCCGAACUGCAGCGCCUCUACCGGAGUUUCAAGGACCGAUGCCCGACGGGAGUGGUGAGGGAGGAUGCUUUCAAGGAACUCUAUUUCCAAAUGUUCCCCAAAGGAGCUAGUUCCAGCAAGUACCCUCACUACGUUUUCAACAACUUGGACAAAGAGAGCACGGGUAUAAUCAACUUCGAGGACAUGAUCAAGCUACUGUCGCGUCUCUCCCGUGGCUCCCUAGACGACCGCCUCAAGUGGAUCUUCUCCCUCUACGACCUGAACGGCGACGGCUGCAUAACGCGGCAGGAGAUGACGGACGUGGUGCAGGCGGUAUUCGAUCUAAUGGGCAAGCACACCGACACCCCCGUGGACGAGCAGACGGUGGGGCAGAAGGUGGAGACGCUCUUUACGACACUUGACCUCAACAAGGAUGGCGUCAUCACGCUGGACGAGUUCACGGAGGCAUGCGGGCGGGACGGCACCAUCGCCUAUAACAUCGACGCCAUGCUCCAAGGUGACAUCAUCUGCCUCAGUUCCGCCGACCCCGCCCCGUCCGACGCUGCCUCCCGGGACAUCAGCAGGUGACGCCACUACUCGCCUCGGAGGGAGCGCAAUACCUGCAUCAUCAGAGCAACUACGUGAUUUGGUCUUUAAUGCCAAUAUCUUCUUUCAGUUGUUAGAACUGCCGCGUGAUCGGAGUAAGAGAGUUGACACUGCGAUCAUCUCUCUCUCUCUCUCUCUCUCUCUCUCUCUCUCUCUCUGUCUAUCUGUCCAUCUAUCUAUCUAUCUAUCUAUCUGUUGAUCUACCUACCUAUCUAUCUAUCUUUCUAUCUGUCCGUCGCGCGCGUGGAAAGGUCAUGCCUGCGGUGUACCACCUCUGCUGUGUGUGUGUGUGUGUGUGUGUGUGUGUGUGUGUGUGUGUGUGUGUGUGUGUGUGUGUGUGUGUGUGUGUGUGUGUGUGUGUGUGUGUGUGUGUGUAGAGCGCAUAACAGAGGGCCUCCGAGGAGCCAUGCUACUCGUAUAGUUUGUUGAGUAGCGAAUCCUCCGCGGCGGCACAAGGAGAAGUUAAAGGAGGCACACGGAAUGAGGAUGGCCCAUGAAGUGCUCCCAUGAAGUGUGUGUGUGUGUGUGUGUGUGUGUGUGUGUGUGUGUGUGUGUGUGUGUGUGUGUGUGUGUGUGUGUGUGUGUGUGUGUGUGUGUGCUUGCUAUCAAUGAUAGUCGCACACUCAUGUGGCCACAAUAUGAAAAGUUUAUCAUGUGCGUGGGUUUCCUGAAUGUUGUUGGUGCGCAGGAGGCUUUCCUAACGGUGCACAAUGACGAGAUAGAGUUAAUCUCUUCAGUAUUCAAUCUAUAAUGCGGCUCCAAGCUCGGCCUUGUGGCGUGACAAUGAGUGAAAUGGUAUGCAAAACAACGCGGUGUCCUUGAAUUUUUUAGGUUUUAUGAACGAUACUCAUUUUACCUGCCAUUAAAUUUCAUCAACGACAGAAGAGGCAGGGAGCCGCCUCGCAUUCUCUCCAAGAAAGGUGGGGCGGUGCCAUCUAGGACUUUCUAGGUAAUCCGGGCCGCCUUAUUCUCCGCCUCGGCCGUUGUCAGAUAAUCAAAACGGGGACGAAAUUUUCCCCAGCCUUAGGACGCCCCGCAACCCGCACUCAUCAACCACUCCUACACUCGACCCAAAUAUUUUGAUUAGUAAGCGUAGAUUUAUAUAUAAAAUACAUAUGAAUAUAUAUACAAAAGUUUAACGACAUAUUUUCUACUUAAUAGUUAGUUUAUAUAAGACGGUUUGCUAUCCAGGUAGAAUUUCUUUAAAGAUAUACUAUAUGAAGCUUAUAUAUAUAGAAAAAAGGAUUUAUACUGAGAUGAAUAAAAACGUGAAUAAAUAAGAGUCCACGUCACAAAAGAGGACUGUUGCCCGAGCGAAGACACGCUAACCGAACUGUGAGUAAGCGGCUCGGUGGAAAGGCAGUGGUCAAACAAAAUACGCAUCCUUCUUCUCUGACAGCAUGGACAGCAAUGGCCACAAAGAAAGCCACACCUGUAUUAUUUCACGAAAAAAAAUAACCAUGGCAUGGAAAAAAAUACGAAACAUUCCUAUCACGCUAUUUCAACCUGAUAACUCGUCCCUUGCCAGAGGAGGCCACACUUAUCUAAUUAACAUGGAAGGUUCAAAGUCGUAAAGAUACUUGGGAAUGUGAUUGUCUCUAAGGCUUUCAUGUGAAUUUCUUCAAUACUUAUCAUUUAUUUAAAUAUUCCAAUAUUUUCAAAGUUCAUUCUUCAUAGGACAUGAGAUGGUAGUUUUGAAAAUGUGCCUUCUCAAAUUGUUUGUUAUGCAAUGCCUUAACUGAAUAUUUACCAUCGUAAAAUGUGAGCUCUCUAUAAGACAUAGAAAAAAUAUAGAUGAAUUAUAGAAUUAUCAAAUCUAACUUAUAAUAAAAAAAAUUAAAAACUCAUAUUUUGUCGUUAAUCUUCAUUGUCAGAUGCUUAAACGACCAGUGGAAGCAACACGCUCAGCCUCACAGUGCGUCACCUUCGUCUGCAGUAUAGUCACCUAGCUUCGCUCGGGCAACUUUAACACAACCACCGAAUCAGUACCUACUUUCUGAAACCCAUACUGAAAUUUGCUGCCAGUAUUCCAGACACUAAGAAAAUAUUGUUUAUUCCACUAAUUCCACAUCCGUAAAUUUCAAGCAGAUCUAUUUCGUUACCCUUGACAAAUAUGGUACAAAAAAUCAAAUUAUCACUGUGAUAACCCAUGUUUUGGCCCCAUUCUUAUUUCCUAACCAAACCCGCCACACCACACCCUUAAAUGUGACGCACAGCACUGAACCAAGAUCAUGCCUGGUGGUAGUACACAUUGCUGCUAGAAAUUACAUGGUUCCUGGAUUGUCAUUCUACCAGUGUUCAUGGCAAAUUUCAUCAUAUUUACCUUCUUAACCCGUCAUUGCAUCUGCAGUCAGCUUAAUUUAGCAGGUUCUGUACUAUAGAUGACUCUAGGCUGUUACAUUCUCAUUUUGUUACGACCUGCUACUAUGGAUUUAUUUUUUUAGGCAGCGUCUUACUGAUUGUUGCUGCUGGACAAUGUAUAUAUCGCCUGAACACUUCGCCAGACUAUUGAUGCCAAGCUGAGCCACGACGAGCGUUCAGUUACUUUUGUGAUACGUGGAGGAAAGCAACAGGAAAUAUGUAUUACUAAGAAAUACUAUCUGGAACCGAAAACAAGAUAAUAAACACUUUUUGAAGAGCCUCUCUCUCUCUCUCUCUCUCUCUCUCUCUCUCUCUCUCUCUCUCUCUCAUUUUCACAUUCUCAAGCCAUUACCUAUUAAACAACAUUUUCCCUGUUCCGUUUUUUAGAGGACCAAGGAAUAGUGACAUGAUAUGAUAUAUGAGUAAUAAAGAUAUUUUUCGUAUUAACUGCCAAAUACUAGACUAGCUACUUGUUAUGUAUCUCACUCGUAAACAGUCGUAGCAAUGCGUGUGUGGCCGUGUAACCAACAUUUUCCCUCUACAUUAUGUUUUUCAAGGAGCAAAAUGCUUCAGUCUUGAUGAUAAAGUAAGUUUUGUCCCAAGUGAGGAUCCAGGUGCUCUACACUUGACGUGAAAGACACAGCAGGUCUACAUCAUCGCCGCGGUGGGCAACGUCCUGGUAAAUAAUCAAAUUCCACAAGUAUCAAUA
This is a messenger RNA of Portunus trituberculatus (swimming crab), 4930 nucleotides long. Its product is annotated as Kv channel-interacting protein 1-like. Gene Ontology annotation, molecular function: calcium ion binding. Lineage: Eukaryota; Metazoa; Arthropoda; Malacostraca; Decapoda; Portunidae. Bases 985 to 1842 code for a protein of 285 amino acids. The record is from RefSeq and is a predicted model, not a curated record. The transcript is spliced from 7 exons.